Molecule: messenger RNA, 1644 nt
Organism: Scomber scombrus (Atlantic mackerel)
Lineage: Eukaryota; Metazoa; Chordata; Actinopteri; Scombriformes; Scombridae
Product: amyloid beta A4 precursor protein-binding family B member 1-interacting protein-like
Exons: 14
Coding region: 1-1611 (536 amino acids)
Biological process (GO): signal transduction
Cellular component (GO): cytosol; plasma membrane
Source: RefSeq, a predicted model, not a curated record
AUGAGAGACUGUGGUCGGACAAGUCCCACCAGCGCAGCCAGGAUGAAACACCUCCGCAGUGAUGGUUCUUGGGUUCGUCCUCCGGGUGCCAUCCGCACCCGCUUGCUGCGUAAAGCCGCCCUGCUGAGAGUGGUGAAACUGCCGUCGGGACGCCGCUGCUCUCUCUGUGCGCCCCUGGCAGUGCGCUCCGACGCACGGUCUGCUCCAGUCCUGGCCGGGAAAGCAGCGCGGCCCCCGAUGGACGACAUCGAUUCCAUGUUCAGUCACCUGCUGGGAGAGAUUGAUAAUCUCUCUCAGAGUCUACUCACUGCAGCCGACACGGCAGAUGGAGUUCCUGCCUCACAGAGACAAAGCACCUUCUCCAUCGGCUUCACAGACCUGAAUGAGUCUCUUAAUGAACUGGAGGACCAUGACCUGGAUGCUCUGAUGGCUGACCUGGCAUCAAAAUCAACCACAUCAGAAAUGAGACUUAACACUGAUCAACAUACCGGCAGCCUCACUGAUGACCCGAUUACAACACCCAACAUGACUCAGGGAUCUGAUACAGUAGCUGCCUUCCAACCACCGUCAAACACUGCUGGAUCCUCUGGAGCGCAGCAGACGAGCGAAGCCCAGACAAAGGCGGACAAAAUAAAGUUGGCUUUGAAGAAGCUGAAAGAAGCCAAUGUGAAAAAGUUGAUAAUAAAGGUGCUGAUGACUGACGGCAGCUUCAAGACUCUGAUGGUGGAUGAGAGACAGACGGCCAGAGAGCUUUUGGACGUGCUGUUUGAGAAGACGCACUGUGACUGCAGCAUUGGCUGGAGCCUGCAUGAAACAAACCCUGAGCUUCAGAUUGAAAGAAGCUUCGAGGACCACGAGUCUUUAGUGGAGCCGCUGUCUGCAUGGACUCGCCACAGUGAGAACAAAAUCUAUUUUGAGUCGAGACCUCAGAGAUAUCUGAUGUUCACAGACCCUGAGUUAUUCUACAUGUGGAAGAAGACGAAGGAAUGUUUGAAUAAGAUAACUGAUCAAGACAAAAAACUCUUAAUCAAGGAGCAUUUUGGAGGUUCUACUCUGAUUGUCCCUGAUCUUGAGGGAAUGCUGUACCUAAAGGAAGAUGGAAAGAAGGUUUGGAAGUCUCGCUACUUCAUGCUCAGAGCCUCAGGCAUCUACUUCGUACCCAAAGGAAAGACCAGGACUUGUAAAGAUCUGGCUUGCUUUGUCCAUUUCGAGAAAGUCAACAUCUACACCGCCAACAACUACAAACAGAGAUACAGAGCUCCCACCAACUUCUGCUUCAUACUAAAGCAUCCCUGUAUCCAGAAGGAGUCGCACUACGUCAAGUUCCUGUGCUGUGAAGAUGAACACACACUGUUGCUUUGGGUCAACUCUAUCAGAAUAGCAAAGUAUGGGACUGACCUAUAUCAGAACUACCAGACUGCAGUGAGAAAAGCCUCCACUCUGCAAACUUUCCAACACACUGCCCACAAAGUCAAAAACGGUCAAGUCCCUCAGACCAUCCCACAACCUGCUGGUCCACCUCAACCAAAGAGCACAGCUGUUGAAGACUAUCCACAUGAGGCGCCACCUGACUUCAUCCCUCCUCCUCCUCCUGGACAAGCUCAUGUUUGACACGCAUACCCUUCUCCUCCUCGUUACGAGCCU